This is a messenger RNA of Cynoglossus semilaevis (tongue sole), 3287 nucleotides long. It is a transcript of the gene golim4a, whose product is annotated as golgi integral membrane protein 4a. The record is from RefSeq and is a predicted model, not a curated record. Gene Ontology annotation, cellular component: Golgi apparatus; Golgi membrane. NCBI's taxonomy places the organism in Eukaryota, Metazoa, Chordata, Actinopteri, Pleuronectiformes, Cynoglossidae.
GGCAGCUUCGGGGGUGACACGUAUCUAAAGUUAAAGGUGGUACGGAGGCCGCACCGGGACUUAACUUUUUUUUAUCUUUUACUUGUUUUUCACCUAAGUUUUUUGACUUGCUCCAAAAACUCUAACUGCAGGACGGAGACACGGGACUAAGAACGGCCGCUGCCAGUGUCGGUUUGUGCUGCGUUUCAGCUGCGGUUGAAGUCGAGCGUAAAUCCUGAGAAGUUACACGGGGAAGUCGUUGAAGUGGCUGAGCUGAAAUAAUGUUACAAACAUGGCUACGAUAAGUCUUUAAGUCUGUUUUAGUCCGUGUGGAUGUGGCCGUGGGGUGUGGAGAGGUGAAGUAAGUGGGAGUUCACCGCGAGGAUACAAAUAAAAGUGAAGUGGGAAGUUUCCCGCAGCAGAGACGGGGCAUUCUCGCUCAGGCGUCGCGGAGGGGAGCGGGUCCAACAUGGGUAACGGGGUGUGCUCCCGGAGACAGCGACGGAUCUUCCAGUUCCUGCUGCUGCUCACGGUGGUCUGUGGGAUGAUGUACGGCGGGAUGAUGUCGUACGAGAUGCACAAACAGCUGAAGAGGACGGAGGCGAUGGCACUGAAGUACCAGCAGCACCAGGAGUCUCUGUCGGCUCAGCUCCAAGUGGUGUACGAGCAUCGCUCCAGGCUGGAGAAGUCUCUACAGAAGGAGAGGUUAGAACACAAGAAGGCCAAAGAAGAUUAUAUGGUUUACAAACUUGAAGCUCAACAGUCUCUGGCCAAGGAGAAGCAGGAAACUGGCAGCAAAUUGAAUUCUUUACAAGUGCAGCACCAGAUGUUGAAGAACCAGCACGACGACCUGAAGAAACAGUACUACUCCCUGCAGGAGCAGCACCAGGCGGAGGGCGACGACCACGGCCGGCUGCUGGACGAUCACAGGCAGCGCUAUGAGAAGCUGCAGCAGCUCAAGGAGAUGGAGGUCUCUCAGCUGAAAGAAAAUGUUUUUAACCUGAGAGAAGAGAACAAACACCUGAGGAAAGCCCACCAUGACAUUCACGUGCAGCUCCAGGACGUGCAGGUUCAACAUCAGGACCUGAAGGCGGUGCACGAACAGCUGUCACUAACACUACAAGACCACAAGAGUGCGCUGGCAGCAGCCCAGAUGCAGGUGGACGAGUACCACCGUCUGAAGGAGUCCCUGGACGCGGCUCCAGGUCCCAGACGGUCUGAGCAGAACCCUCCUCUACAUGAACUCCAUGCAGCUGCAGGUGCAGCCCCCCACCACCAGGACCAGGCAGCUGGAACAGAGGAGGAGUCACACGUCGUCGCGUCCAACCGUGGAGGUCACCAGGACCAGAACAACCAACGCUCUGACGUCACGCCCCCCCCCACCGUGUCUCGCCACACCUCGGACAAGGAGGAGGAUGACGGAGAAGGAGAGGCAGAGAGGAGGAGGGAGCUGGCCGAGGAGGAGAUGGCUCAGGCGGGACAGCCUCAGAAGCUGGAGGAGGACCCUGACCAUCCCCAGGACGACCAGCAGGGGGACGAAGAGGAGGAGCACGGGCCGGAACAGGAACAGCCUGACCAGAAUGAGGUGGAGCGUCAGCGUCAUCAGCAGCAGCAGCGGGAUGUUCACGUGGAGCCUCGUCCGGACGCACGCUCCGCCUACGAGCAGCAGCAGGAGCAGCAGCGUCUGGAGGCCCAGAGGGCCGAGCAGAGCAGGCAGAUUCAGCUGCGCCAGGAGGCCCUGCGGGUCCACAGGGAGAGGGUGCUGAAGGAGCGCGAGCAGAAGAUGAAGGAGGCGCAGGAGAGAGAGCUGCAGCAGCACAGGGAGGCCGACAGACGGGAGCAGCUGCUGAGGGAGGAGCACCAAAGGAGGAGGACGGAUUACGAGAAUAUUGACAAUGACAUCGUCCAAGGAGCAGAGGACGGUCCUGCUGCAGACGGAGAGAGAGAUGUUCCUGCAGCACAUGAGGAGGAGGAACCUGGAGCAGAGCACAGGCUGCCAACACGUCAGCAGGUGGCCGUCAACGGUGAGCUGAACCCGGAGGACGACCCCAACAACCAGGGGGAGGACGAGUUUGAGGAGGCCGAGGACGAACGUCCUCAUCACAAAGUCACGGAGGAGGAGGAGGAGGAGCCGCUGGAGGAGGAGGAAGAGGGCGAGGAACCAGCAGCCCCCGCACAGCAUUUAGACACCCACCCUGUCCACGAAGAGCACGCGGUGGAGGAGGAGCUAGUUGUGGCAGGAAACCCAGAUCAGNUGUUGGACGACCAGUACCAGGAGGAGGUUGAAGGCGAGGUCCAGGAGGACUUCCCUGGAGGACGGAGGAGGGCGGGGGAGGGAGAGGGGGAGGAGGGGGAGGAGGAGGAUCCAUAUAAUGAGGAAAACGUAGAGCAGGAAGUUGUAAAAAACCAGGAUGGAAACGUGGAGGUUCACAGGAAAGGUCCAGAGAAUAUGGAGGAGGAGGGGGAUGAGGAGGAGGGUGAGGAGGGUGAGGAGGGUGAGGAGGGGGCAGCUGCUCAGGACAAGGGACAUCGCAGGGCAGAGAUGUAGGACACGCCCAGACUGGAACCUGCUGCACUGCAUUCUGGGAUUUUAUUGCUGCCUCUCUUUUCCUCGAUCACAAAGGAAUAAAGUGGGCGUUCAUUCAGCGUCCAAUCACAAACCUUGGAGAAAUGUGCUGGGAACUUUGGAGACUCUUCCAAAGCUGUAUGUUCUCAGCUGAUCAGCUCCCCCUGGUGGAAGCGGACGGAGUUUCUGGGAUGUAUAAUUUUUUGAAUUCAUUUCACCUGUAUCUGAUCCACUGUUUUAUAAUUCAUAAGAAUGUAUUUUUAUAUCACGUACUGUGUUUUUGUAAAGAAACCAAAAUCCAGUUGUAAUAUUCGCCGUCAGACGUUUCCUGUUAACCCCUCGAGGGUCUGCUGUUUUUGGUUUUUUAAGAACUGAAUGGUUUGUUUUGAGUCUGCGCUUCAAUGGAAAAACAAUCAAACAUUUCCUGUUAUUUAUUGUGUAUUCGACCCACACUGAGUGACAAUCACGAGGAGGCGUGCCUCUCCAACGCCCCCUCCUGGCCAAACUCCUGUUCUCUCCAUGAUUCACAUCAACAUUUCAUGGCUGACAUUUAAAGGGACAAAGCUGCUACUUCCUGUGAGUUGUUGACAAUCUGACAUGUGCCUUUCCCUGGGGGGGGGGGGCGCGUCACGACUGAGUCUUCAUCAGAGCCAGUCAGUGCGGCCCACUUCCCCCACAAGUCUUUCCUGACGAUUUCUGUUUCUGAACUGAGUGUCGUCAAAUAAAGAGGAUCUGAGGUGAA